Phacochoerus africanus (Common warthog) is the source of this 662-nucleotide messenger RNA. It is a transcript of the gene DBI, whose product is annotated as diazepam binding inhibitor, acyl-CoA binding protein. Lineage: Eukaryota; Metazoa; Chordata; Mammalia; Artiodactyla; Suidae. Gene Ontology annotation, cellular component: mitochondrion. Gene Ontology annotation, biological process: fatty acid metabolic process. Bases 260 to 451 code for a protein of 63 amino acids. Gene Ontology annotation, molecular function: fatty-acyl-CoA binding. The record is from RefSeq and is a predicted model, not a curated record. The transcript has 4 exons.
GGAUCAUUCCGCAGAUAUAACCUCUCAAGGUUUUUCCCUUCCGCGCUCUGCCCUUCUUCAUGGACCCUUCCUUGCCCAGCCCUGACUCUUUGGACCAAGCCCUGAAAAUGGAACUUAAAAGAGUUUUGGACUCCCAACAGCGCUACUCAGCCCACAACUGCUGGAAAGUUGCCCAAGAGAAGGACUUCGCAGUAAAGCGGAGUUUGAGAAAGCUGCUGAGGAAGUUAAGAACCUUAAGACCAAACCAGCAGAUGAUGAGAUGCUGUUCAUCUACAGCCACUACAAACAAGCAACCGUGGGUGACAUAAAUACAGAACGGCCUGGAAUUUUGGACCUCAAAGGCAAGGCCAAGUGGGAUGCCUGGAAUGGGCUGAAAGGGACUUCCAAGGAAGAUGCCAUGAAAGCGUAUAUCAACAAAGUAGAAGAACUAAAGAAAAAAUAUGGAAUAUAAGGGACUGGAUUUGCCUGCCAGCUUUGCAGUUCACCUGACAUAAUGCCUUGUUUUUCUAAUACUGUGGAUGAAGUUAAUAAAUAAAUAGUUAAGCCAGUUGCUCAAGACAGCCCAGGAUGUAACGCCAGCAGAUUAGGGGCUGAAAUGGCUACUAACCCUCGCCGAGUAGUUUUUAAUCAUAGAUCAAUUAAAAGUACAUUUGUUACUUUAA